ACGAAGAGGAGCAGCGAUGAGAGGGGAGAGCAAAAUAUCUCGGUUGAUCUGUAGCGCUAGCUAAAGAAAAAAAAAAAAAAACUAAACAAGAUUUAACAAACAGCUUCACGCCUAGGUUGAACAAUAGACCAAAAUCUUCAAGCCUGUUAUAUGUUAGACGUAAUUUCUUGACAAAACGUGAAGUGAGAUUUGGAAGUACGUGGCCAAAGAAGCCAAAUUGUAUGUGUGAAGUGCUAACUGUUAGCUGACAGGCUACCUAGCAUAGCCAUUGAUGCAAUGGCGUUGAAGAGAAUUCAGAAGGAACUGUCUGACCUGCAGAGGGACCCACCUGCUCAGUGCUCCGCUGGACCAGUCGGAGAUGAUUUGUUUCAUUGGCAGGCAACAAUAAUGGGUCCGAGUGACAGCCCAUAUCAGAGUGGAGUGUUUUUCCUCACCAUUCACUUCCCAACAGAUUACCCCUUCAAGCCACCCAAAGUUGCAUUCACAACGAAAAUUUACCACCCUAAUAUCAACAGCAAUGGAAGUAUUUGUCUGGAUAUACUGAGAUCACAGUGGUCACCUGCACUUACAGUAUCAAAAGUAUUAUUGUCUAUCUGCUCUCUUCUUUGUGACCCAAACCCGGACGACCCAUUGGUACCAGAGAUCGCACAUACAUACAAGGCUGACAGGGAAAGGUACAACAAAUUGGCAAGAGAUUGGACACAGAAGUAUGCAAUGUGAGAAUGCAAGGGAGAUCAAAAUACAUUUAAGAACAAAAGAAACACAUUUGAUUUGUAACUUGAGGCAAAUGAGCAACAGAGGGAAAAAACUAGACAACAGCCCAUCUUUUGGAGGAGGAAGCGAUACAAUGAGGUACAGUGCCACCUGGCUUUCCAUGUGCUGAGCUGCUACCAUGUGCUGUCCUUCAUGACUUGUAUGGAUCUGCUGAGCAGGACCUGAUGGACUCCUUAAAGCACUCCCAUAUGGAAUACCGGAAACUCUUCACAGUUCAUACCGUCACACUCAGACUUUAAACUGUUACUCCUGCUAUUGUGAUUAUCACUAGCAUCGUUGCUAUUCAUACGCAUCAUUUUCACUGUCCAUGAUUCAUAUCAUUGUGCUACUCAGAAAAUGUUCAAUUUUAUUUAGGAGAGUGUUUGUCCCUUCAUUUUUCAGAGGUACUGUCUGUGUCCCACUGGAUUUCUUGUUAUUACUGUACUUCCAUGUAUUUAGUGGCCUUUCUGUGUUGUUCUUUUCGGUAUAUGUGCAAUUGAGGCAGAAUGUUCCCUGUCCAACACAAAAUGGUGCAGUGCCAUUACCAGCAGCUGAUCUGUUGGCACACACUGUCUCUACCCCGAAACAAUGUGAAAGAUACAAAGAGUCACAUCAAAUUGCAUCAGUAUUUAGAGGUUUUUGAAGACACUGGAAAGCUGCUCUUAGGAGCCAGCGGGCCCUGGUUUCACUAGGGUGAAUGUCAACUUCCAUUUUUCUCACUCAUGUUGUCAUUGCCCUAAUAUCCUGUAUAAGUAACCAUCCAUGGCUGGUGUCCAUAGUGCACAAAAUACUACUGUUGUUUGACUUGUUACUUGUUGUGUAGCUAUGAACAUAGCUACUCUUUGGCCUAAAGCUAAGCUGUGUGCCACUUCCUCAGUACAGUUACUCAGGUAUCUAACCAACUCAUCAGCCUUUUACAUGCAGUGACCCAUGGUGAGAAAAAUGACCAGGGCUCAUAUGAUCAGGCUUCUAAAAAAUGGUACUUAUCGAAGUUCACUGUUAAGUUCACAUAAAAAAGAAAAUAUUACACUUCCUGAAGAGGCAAAAUGAUCAAAGCACUCCUGAAAGUCCUUUAUGCAUAUAGGCUGUAUCUCACAAAAAUAUGCUGUCCCAGAAGUACUGUCAUUUUUUUUCAUGGAGGAUUUAUUUGUCAUUAUCCCCCUCUAGUUCUUCUCAUCAACAUGUCAGUUUAUUUUCAGAAGACAUCUGCAUGUGAACAGCUUUUAAAUUGCGCUGUUGAACAUGCUACUGUUUCUUUGAAAUUAAAUGGCCUUUGGUUACAGCUAGAGUCACUUAGUAUCCUCAAAAUGGGAAUUUAAACAUUCUUUACAUUUUGCAGAACCUAGUCAAUUCAAGUCAUGUGCAUCCUGUUACUUGAGGUGAAUAAAUACAGUAAUUGCCAUGACAAUGUAAUCUGCUUUAAAUAUCAGGUGAUGUUCAGUUUGUCAACAUUUCUUAUAUUCAUGAUCAGGUCUACAAACACGUUUUGUUUGGGGAUUAAUAAUCCACACUGACAGUAAAACAGUUAGUCUGGGUGAUACAUUUGUGACCUUUUGUAUUGUAUCGUUGAAAGCUUUAGGUUUAAGCAGUUUUUUUUCUCCAUUAAUGUCACCAGAAUUGAUCAUGAUUGAUGUGUCAUAAUGUAAUAUUAGUUUUAAUAUAAUCCAUUGUGACCGUUGGAUAACGUAGUUAGGAAAUGCUAUAAUUUUGUUUAAUUUUUUUUUUAUCUUGGCUCAUAAUGUGCUGAUGCUGCCAAUAUAAAGGGAAUUAUUUGAUAUAACAGGGGAUACAUUUUUGUUAUUGAGACAUUAUUGAGAGGAUUCACCCUGAAAGGUUCAUAGUAAAGCAUGAAAAUUUUAGAAGCUUUGAUUGUAGAAAUAACACCACGGUUUAGGCACCAAAUAGAGAUUUGCAUCAUUGUUAGCUGCUGUAGAGAAAAUUGUUAAAACAAGUUGUCCUGAAAUACAGUAUAUACUAAAAGGUUUAAAAACGUAUACUCAAAACGCAGUGAAAAGUCCCUCUGCUGCCAGACUACAAUUGAAAAUGACUUGUGUGUUUAUAGUAAUAGUUAAAACUUUGUGUGCGUUGUUGUUUGUUCAUCUGGCUAUUUAUUUAUUUGAAAGCUGAGUAUCUUCCAACUGUACGAUUGAAUGCCGCCUCAAUUCAUCACAUGAGUGAUGUGACAUUGACUUCCUAUGUCCAGUGUGCUCAGUAGAGUUUAUAUAGGCAGCUUGGCAUGCUUUGCACUCUGGAGAACCUUCUCACAGCCAUUUGCCAGAUAUCAGGGAUUUCGUUACAAUUCAUUUGCCUAACACCUCUGACUAAAAUUUUAGCCUUAACCCUCAUUUUGUGUAUAUAUACAGAGAGAACAUUGUCAUGAACUGUAAAUUUGCUAUCAGGGCUGUAUCCCCGAAAUGGGUGAUUCACUUCAUCAGUAGACAUGAAAUCCUGCUUGAACAGCACCAAUAUUUUUGUUGAAAAUUUCAGCCUGGCUUUCUCUGAAUGCAGGACCAGCCUUCAUGCAUCUUAAAAUUUGAAAUAUGUGUGCUUGAACUGCCACCAUGAACCUCCACAUGUCCUCACAUAGCCUACACAAGAUAACUAUUGACCAUGUCAUAACAUAUGAAUAAACUCAUCUUGGUUUACUGUU
Acanthopagrus latus (yellowfin seabream) is the source of this 3403-nucleotide messenger RNA. RefSeq names its product ubiquitin-conjugating enzyme E2D 4 (putative) (gene ube2d4). The transcript has 7 exons. The record is from RefSeq and is a predicted model, not a curated record. Gene Ontology annotation, cellular component: nucleus. Gene Ontology annotation, biological process: ubiquitin-dependent protein catabolic process; protein polyubiquitination. Lineage: Eukaryota; Metazoa; Chordata; Actinopteri; Spariformes; Sparidae. Bases 277 to 720 code for a protein of 147 amino acids. Gene Ontology annotation, molecular function: ubiquitin conjugating enzyme activity.